Armigeres subalbatus is the source of this 1217-nucleotide messenger RNA. RefSeq lists its product as uncharacterized. Bases 201 to 1187 code for a protein of 328 amino acids. Lineage: Eukaryota; Metazoa; Arthropoda; Insecta; Diptera; Culicidae. Gene Ontology annotation, molecular function: protein binding. The transcript is spliced from 2 exons. The record is from RefSeq and is a predicted model, not a curated record.
UGAAUCAUUCUGUUGUGUGGCUUCUCAGGUUGGUCUUUGGUGUUCUUUGUGCCAUUUCAAAUAUCCAUCUGGUUUGGUCACUCAAUUGCAUUUCUAAUCAACUUUCACUAUGUAUCAUUAAAAAUUUACAACUCAAUUCCUCUGAUUUGGGUUCUCUUAAGUUUCCUGCCUAUUCGAAAAUUGAACUGCAACACGCGGAAAUGGAUUCCCUUUCUGCGGAGGUAGUGCAACGAAUGAAGUGGGUCAGCAAUCUAACGAUUACUAACGGAGAUAUCGGCAAAAUUUACCUGAAACAUGAGCUUCUGGAACUGAUUGCUAGUAACAGUAAGACAUUCGAAAUCAUCAUAGGCGAAGGUAUUAACACAGAUCUGGAAAGAAUGGUGAUAACCGGUAACGAACUACUUGGCAUUCCAAAAAAUAUUGAAUUUCUUAAAUCGCUGAUGAUUCUGACACUAUCCAAUAAUAAAAUAGAGUCUGUUGAUUUUGAGCAAGUUAGUAAAUUAGAGAAUGUUUCACAUAUAGAUUUAGCGAACAACAGAAUCUAUUAUGUUAUUCCGUAUGAACUGUUUGAACUCAGCCAUCUGGAAUUUUUGGAUUUAAGUAAUAAUUUCUUGACUGAGAUUGAAUUUACUGGAUGGAUCGUUCCACGACUACGGACUUUAUCUAUUCCAAACAACAGUUUAACAUUUACGAAAGGUUUUAAUGAAGAUGCCUUUUCAUCCAUUGAACGAUAUACUGACAAUAAUAAUGCAUUCGACUGUCGCUGGCGUGCAGAAUUUGUUUCAAAUUUGAAGCAAUGGGAAAAAUCCAAAAUCUUCAAAAUUUCACCACAAGACUGCUCGAAAGGCGUUCAACUGAGCUCAUCAACUUACCGGAAGCUCAACAUGAGGGAUGAUCGCAACUAUACGUUCAAGUUUGACGGUAACGAUCAACUCCAGAAGCAAAUAAAUGAUAUACUGGAUGCAGAGGAAAAGCAGACCAAGCGAAUUGAAACACUGAACAGCGUGAUAACACAACAGGCAGAGCAGCUCAAAGAGACAGCGAGCAAACUCCUUACUCAACAGACGAAUAUUGAUAAGCUGCUGGUGCAGAUCGAGAGUCUUCAAAGUAAAAUGGAUGAUGUGGCUUCUACAAGGAAAAAUGUUACAACAGGAGCACGGGAGAUUACUGUAACCGUUACAUUAUAAUAAAAAAAUGAGAUAAAAAAAUUAUGAUUU